Messenger RNA from Salvia miltiorrhiza (redroot sage), 1436 nucleotides. Its product is annotated as triphosphate tunnel metalloenzyme 3. Lineage: Eukaryota; Viridiplantae; Streptophyta; Magnoliopsida; Lamiales; Lamiaceae. The transcript has 2 exons. The coding region runs from base 634 to 1239 and encodes 201 amino acids. The record is from RefSeq and is a predicted model, not a curated record.
UUUUAUUCUACCAUCACCCAUUUUUUUGUUUUAAUAGUAGUAUUUUGCAUUCGGAUGUCAGUUAAAUAAGCUUUAAAAUGCUUCAUACUUUAGAGUAACGUACCAAAAUUAAGAGGCUUUAAUUGAAAUGAAACACGACCGUUUCUCAUAAAUUGGAUUGGUUUAGGUUGAAUUUAAAUCUCAAUUAUUCUUAAGCAAAAAUGCACACAAAAAUCGGCUUUAAUUUGAAAUGCAGCAAUUAUUUAAAAUUUGAAACAGAUUGCAUUAAAGUUUAUACUAGUGGGGUUAGUUCUCUCAUUGUAAUAUCGGUGUAUUCAAAUACUCUUAAUUUCCAUUUUGAAAUACAAUCUGGUGUAUUGGGCUUUGGAGAGAAAGAAAGCGAGAGAUGCUGAGGCGAAAACCUACAAAAAUCGAAGUCAAGGUCGAAGACAAAGAAGAACUCGAGGAAGCCCGCAAACGCGCCGCCGCCGCCGCCGCUUCAUCCUCCUCCGCCACCGCUGCCUCCUCCCUUCUUCACCACUUCGAUCGCUCCGCCAUCGAACCCACCUCCAAAUCCCACCGCAUCGGCCUCUAAAGUCUAAACCAACAAAAUCCCAAUCUUCAUCAAUCACGGCUUCGAUUUCGAGAUUACUAAUGGAGGUCGAAGUGAAGCUCCGAUUGCCCAACAAAGCCGCCCACCAGAAGCUCCUCGCCUCGCUCUCCCCAUUCCACACCACCACUCACCACCAGCACAACACCUUCUACGACGGCACGGCCGGCGAGCUGAGCUCCCGGAGAGCCGUCCUCCGCCUUCGCUUCCACGAGGAGCCCGUCCUCCCCAAAUGUUUCGUCACCCUCAAGGCCAACGCCGUACUAGCUAACGGCGUCAGCCGCGUCGAGGAGGACGAGGAAGAGCUGGACUACUCGAUCGGGAAGGCGUGCUCUGCGGACCCCCAGAAGCUCAACGAUGCCGAUUCUAGGGUUUUGCGGAGGGUGAAGGAGGAAUUUGGGAUCGAGAGUUAUGUGAGUUUGGGGGGAUUCAAGAAUGUGAGGAAUGUGUAUGAGUGGAAAGGGGUGGAGCUGGAGAUUGAUGAAGUUAACUACGAAUUUGGGGAUAUGUACGAGAUUGAGUGUGAGAGCGUAGAGCCUGACAAAGUUAAGGGAAUGAUCACCGACUUCUUGAAGGAAAAUGGAAUUGAAUACUCUGAUUCUCAAAUGUCCAAGUUUGCUAUAUUUCGCGCUGGAAAGUUGCCUUCUUAGUCUUGUGGCUGGGCAUGAAACAUAGAGGGAGCAAAAACAUUUCCUUACGGCAAAGCUGCUUUGGCUCUCUUGUUGGCCAAUAUCGUCGACAACUCUAUAGUUUGUUGUUUCUCCUUUUGCCAUUGUCUUGUUGAAAUGUCCAAAACCUUCAUUUCUUCCCAUUCUGGAGGGUUAAUAAAUCAUCAUUCUUGACUUUA